AACCCCAGUUGUCAUUAUUUUCCACUUCUCCCCCGGAAUAUCUCCAUUCAUUUUUCGACUCUGUUAAAAGUGCUAGUUAGAUGUGAAGAAUUUAUUUAGCCAGCAGAUUUUUAUAUAUUUUUUGUAUCAGUAAGUGAAGUAGCAGAUCAGGAUUCCAUUGUCAGCCAGUUAGCCAGGAUGAACAUCAAGCUGGACCUCGAUCUCAAGUCCAAUCCGGACUUCAUACCGCAGUGGUACGGCUCCUCCAAGUCGCUCUUCAAGCCGCGGAAGAGGAGCGAUCGCAAGUCCUCCUCCCAGGGUGGCUCGGGGGGUCCUCGACUCUCCCUCUACCAGAGGGUCUUUGCCAGUUGCAGUUCCGUGGCCCAGUCCAUCAUCGAGCUGACCACACCGAAGGGUGGCCUAGACCCACCAGCAACUACUCCUACUCCUACUCCUCCUCCUAAUCCUAAUCCUAAUCCUCAUCCUGUCCAGAAAGCAAAGUCCAAGUCCAAGUCCAAGCCAAGACCGAAGCAGAAGAAGCCUCAGCCCAAGAUGGAGCCACUGACUCCGCCUCAAGGCACCACUAGGACUUCGGUGUCCUACAAAUCCGCCCAGUGGACCAAUGAGACCACCACCCAGUUGUCCCAGCACUUCGUCCCUUGUCCCAGCCCCCAAACGAAUGCCAAGUCCUUGCCGCCACGCGUCCAGGACCUCUAUUGCGUGCAGCAGGAGGAGAUCCGGUUCCUGGCCACCGUCGACGAAGUGGUCCACGGCUUCCGGCACAUGCAGACCUACGUGGAGGAGGCCAAGGACUACCAAGGACUGGCCAUCGGCAGUGUCCUGGUGGCGGGUAGUAGUCGCAGCAUCGCCGACUCCCGCCGGCCCCGAGUGGGCAGUGUGGAGUCCCUCUUCCGGUCGAGAGUCUAUAAUGUCAACUCCUCGGAGCUCAUGGGGAGUCGCUCCUUCUCCUCCUCCUCCGGCUCCUACCGGAGGAAGGGUCAGGGACAGAACCAAGGAUCUGCGGAGUCCGAGUACGAGAAGGAUAUGAUCGAGGAGAGCGAGGACGAGCGGUUCUAUCGCCGGAUGAUGAAGCUCUAUGCCACGGCCCAUACCCUCCUGGUGGACUUCACGAAGCACAAGGCCAUUGAGCUGCGAGACCGCAGGACCAAGCAGUACCACGGCAAGGAUAAGCCAGUGUCCUAGAGUAGUGUCCUGGCACUCUCGGAAGUUAGUGUUUUCAAUUUAAAUAAAAUUAAUUAUUGGCGAGUGAA
Messenger RNA from Drosophila ananassae, 1250 nucleotides. RefSeq names its product microtubule-associated protein RP/EB family member 1. The transcript is spliced from 2 exons. The record is from RefSeq and is a predicted model, not a curated record. The coding region runs from base 178 to 1182 and encodes 334 amino acids. NCBI's taxonomy places the organism in Eukaryota, Metazoa, Arthropoda, Insecta, Diptera, Drosophilidae.